UUGGUAUUUUUGCGUGGAGUAAAUGAAACUUUUGAAGUGACACAAGAGCUGGCUGGCAUUGAGACCCUUUUUGGUACUACUCAAGGAGAAGAUCUCUUUUCUGCUGUUGAGAGAGUGUUGGGAAAAAUAUUAAUUAAAGUGGGAGAAGAUGGCGGAGCGCCGGCAAUGGUAGGGAGGAAAUCUGGCCUUGCUACUUUUGUGUCUCAGAAAGUCAGUGAAUGUGGAGGAAAAGUUGUUAAGUACCACUGCAUUUUGCAUCAAGAACAACUAUGUGCUAAAUCUGUCAGGCUUGUGGAUGUGAUGCGUGACGUCGUCAAAAUUGUCAACAAUAUACGCUCCAAGGCGCUUUCUCACCGACAGUUCAAGGCACUGAUGGAUGAGAUGGAUGCGCAAUAUGGUGAUGUGUUGUACCACUCAGCCGAGGAAAAGUUCUCAGGAGAUUUUUUGAUCUGCGUAAUGAGAUCAGAGUUUUUCAGGAAAGCAAGGAUGGUAAUAUUCAAGUGCCCACUGAUAAGAAAUGGCUCUCUGACCUGGCUUUCCUUGUGGAUGUAACAGAGAUGCUCAAUGUUUUGAAUGUUCAGCUCAGGAAAGGACCAGAUUAUCACCCAGCUUUUUGAUCACGUCAGAGCCUUCAAACAAAAACUACUGCUGCUCAGAAGGAAAUGUAGCCCAUUUUCCCUGUCUUGGAGAGGUAGGCAUGGUGAAAGAGAAGGUCCAUGAGUAUGAUGCUGUUCUCAGCAAACUUAUCCAGGAGUUUGACAGUCGCUUUGAGGACUUCAGACACAACACUGCUGACUUUGAGUUGUUUGCUCAACCCUUCACCAUCAGUGUGGAUGCAGUCAGAGAUGAUCUUCAGAUGGAACUAAUUGAGCUUCAGUGUGAUUCAGAACUGAAACACAAGUUCACAUCCCUUCCUUUGACAGACUUCUACAAAUGUGUCCCAGCAAACAGGUACCCAAAGAUGUGUAAGCAGGCACAAGUGAUGCUGUCUCUGUUUGGCAGUACCUACCUCUGACGCAAAAUAACUGACUCUCACCUACAUAAUAUCUUGUCUUUGUCUGUAAGUCAGCUACAGCCCAAUCUUGAGAAACUUCUGAAAAAUAAGGACCAGCUCCAUAUCUCUCAUUAGGUCACUGACAUUGCAACCACAUGGUUUUAUUAUUGCUAGUGUAUUUGGUAUUGAACACUUGGGGAUUGUUUGUUUUUAUUGUAAUAAGUUCAUUAAAAUGCAAAACUUUACAAAUAAAACUGCAUUAAGUUGAUCAGAUUAAAGUUGUUUUAUAUU
Messenger RNA from Onychostoma macrolepis, 1285 nucleotides. RefSeq names its product general transcription factor II-I repeat domain-containing protein 2B-like. The record is from RefSeq and is a predicted model, not a curated record. Lineage: Eukaryota; Metazoa; Chordata; Actinopteri; Cypriniformes; Cyprinidae. Bases 698 to 1015 code for a protein of 105 amino acids. The transcript has 2 exons.